This is a messenger RNA of Amborella trichopoda, 714 nucleotides long. Its product is annotated as putative pentatricopeptide repeat-containing protein At3g11460, mitochondrial. Gene Ontology annotation, molecular function: protein binding; RNA binding. The record is from RefSeq and is a predicted model, not a curated record. NCBI's taxonomy places the organism in Eukaryota, Viridiplantae, Streptophyta, Magnoliopsida, Amborellales, Amborellaceae. Gene Ontology annotation, biological process: RNA modification.
AUGGGAGAUUUGGAGAAAGGCAAGGAAAUUCACAGAGAUGCCAUGAUGGCUGGCAUGGAUGAUCAUACAUAUGUAUGCAAUUGGCUUAGAGCCAUGUAUGCAAGGUGUGGGGGCCUAACAGAUGCUCGUCAAGUCUUUGAUGAAAUGCCUGAAAGAGAUGUUAUUAGUUGGAACUCCAUGAUUGCAGGGUAUAGCCAAAAUGACCGCCCGAAAGAGGCAUUGGAGCUCUUUCAUGGCAUGUUACUUGGAUUUAGAGUGGGGCUUGAUGGGGUAACCUUAGUGGCCAUUCUCCCUUCUUUGAGCCAAUUAUCAGCCUUAGGAGUUUACGGUGUGUAUGGGCUUGUGUCCGAUGCAUUAGAGACACUCUCUCUCAUGCUUAAGGCCAACAUAAGCCCCAACGCUAUUACUUUUGUUUAUGUGUUGUUGGCCUGUGCGCAUGUAGGCCUGGUCGACGUGGCUCGACAGUGGUUUCAGGCCAUGCGUGAUGACCACUCGCUCGAGCCAUCGGGGGAGCACUAUGCGUGCAUGGUCGAUGCAUUGGGGCGUGCUGGCUUGCUUGAUGAGGCGAUGACUCUCAUCAAUAGCAUGCCCUUUGAGCCGGGGGCCGAUGUUUGGGGCUCAUUGCUUGGUGCUUGUCGUAUACACAAAGACGUAAGCCUCGCAGAGAGAGCGGCAGAGCGUGUUUUCAUGCUUGACCCAUUGAAUGAAGGCUGA